CUGAAGGAAAGGGGUUGAUAUGAUUUAUCCUGAUAAAAAUACAUCACUGGAAUUUUUCUUUUCCUUUUUCUAAGAUCAGUGAUAAGAGCAACUGAGCCACCACCAAAGGCUGCCAUGGCUGGUAGAUUCUCCAGAAGAGAAAUUGAAGAACUGAAGGCCGUUGUUGAGAGAGGAAACCUCACGGCAGCAGCUGCUGAACUUCAGGAGAAGCUGGAAUCAUUAAAAAACACCCCAUUGGACAUAGCCAUCACGGGAGAGGCAGGUAAAGGGAAAUCAUCCUUGGUCAACGCCAUCCUGGGCCUGCAUGAUGACGAUGAAGGAGCUGCUAAGACUGGGGUGACACAAACAACGAUGGAGCCAACGGCUUAUCCACACCCCAGACUCCCAAAUGUGACAAUAUGGGACCUGCCAGGAAUUGGGACACCAAGAUUUCAGGCAGACAAAUACCUUAAUCAGGUAAAAUUCAACAACUACGACUUCUUCAUCAUCGUCAGCGCUACGCGCUUCACUUCCCACCACAUCACCCUGGCUCACGAGAUUCACAAGAUGGGGAAGAGGUUUUACUAUGUGCGCUCCAAAGUGGAUAUUGACUUGAGGGCUGAAAAAAGGAAAAAGAAUUUCAAUGAGGCGAGAACCCUGCAGAAGAUCAGGGAGGACUGCAUAAAGAACCUGAGAGAAGCAGGUGAGGCCUCCCCGCGGGUUUUCCUGCUCUCCAGCUGGGAAUUGGCCAACUAUGAUUUCCAGCUCCUGCAGGAGACCCUGCAGAAUGAGCUGGAUGAUCAGAAGAGACACGUUUUCAUCCUGGCCAUGCCCAACAUCUCGGCAAAGAUCCUGGAGAAGAAAAAGGCUGAACUGCAGGAGCAUAUUUGGGCAGUGGCCCUAUUGUCAUGUGCUAUUGGUGCUGUUCCUGUUCCAGGCCUCUCUCUCGCCUGUGAUGUAGCCAUCUUGGUUUUUCACAUGAAGUGUUACUGCAUGGCCUUUGGCUUGGAUGAUGAGUCUCUCACUAGACUGGCUCAGCAGGUUGGCAAGCCUGUUGCAGAGCUGAAAUCUGCUAUCAAAAAGUCUCCACUGGCCUCAGCCAUAACAAAAGAGUUUGUACUGACUGUACUUUCCAGAUCUCUAUGUGGAGCACUGAUGGUGCUGGAACUUGUUCUGAAUUUUGUACCAGUCCUUGGCUCCCUAGCCGGGGGAGGAAUUUCUUUUGUGACCACGUACUACAUGCUGAAGAGCUUUCUGGAUGAGGCUGCAGAAGAUGCUCAGAAAGUUCUGACCAAGGCUCUUGAACCCAAAGCUGAAGAGUCCAUAUAACAGCACCAAGACCGCCUAUGCAUGCCCACAGAAAACCAGACACACCUGGCCCAGCCCUGUCAGAACCUCUAGACGUGGGUGAGCCCAGCAACAACAAAAUGACACCCUAAACCGACAAACAGCAGAGAGACCGACCAGAUCAGAUCAGACAGGAUUCUGGUGAAUCAAAAGUUUGUCCCUUCCACCAACACUAUAUGUCAGGUUAGAUAGUUUCUUUUCAGGCAAAACUAACUGGGAUGGAACUGGUCUCUAAACCAGUCUAUGAAUCCAGGAGAAAUGUUCUGAGAAGAAGACAAUGCUCCAGUAUCUCUGCUUGGCUCACUCACCCUGGCCUCAUGUGAAACAGAAUCUGUAAACCGAACAGUUUCUACGCAAAAGAAUAAAUGGACACAAAUUGGACAUCAGGAAUCACAACAUUCAAAAACCAGUCAGAGAACACUUCAAUCUCCCUGGUCACUCAAUAACAGACUUAA
Messenger RNA from Chrysemys picta bellii (western painted turtle), 1781 nucleotides. Lineage: Eukaryota; Metazoa; Chordata; Testudines; Emydidae. The record is from RefSeq and is a predicted model, not a curated record.